ACAACUGUACAGACAGAAAAGAAUUCUUGCAAGUAAACAAAGAGAGACGGUAGGAAUUGGAAAAGCCGAUUGUGAAUAGCGGAGGUGGGAUUUGGAUCAGCGAUCAAACCAACGGCAACUCCACCGGCCACCGCCGCGCCCGCCCUCCCGUCGCCAUGAUUCACUUUGUGCUUCUCAUUAGCAGACAAGGGAAAGUAAGGUUGACAAAAUGGUAUUCCCCUUAUACUCAAAAGGAAAGAACAAAGGUUAUCCGAGAGUUAAGUGGUUUGAUUCUCAACCGUGGCCCCAAGCUGUGUAAUUUUGUGGAGUGGAGGGGAUAUAAAGUUGUUUACAAAAGGUAUGCUAGCCUCUAUUUCUGCAUGUGUAUUGACCAGGAUGAUAAUGAGUUGGAGAUCCUUGAAAUUAUACACCAUUUUGUCGAGAUACUAGAUCGCUACUUUGGAAGUGUCUGUGAACUGGACUUGAUCUUCAAUUUUCAUAAGGCUUAUUAUAUAUUGGACGAACUCUUGAUUGCCGGUGAACUUCAAGAGUCGAGCAAGAAGACUGUUGCACGUCUGAUAGCUGCACAGGAUUCUCUUGUGGAGGCAGCCAAGGAGCAAGCAAGUUCCUUAAGUAAUAUGAUUGCGCAGGCGACAAAAUGAGGAUUUAGUGGUAUAAAAUGCCAAGUUCACUCCUGUUUUGAAUUCGGUGUUAUUGCAAAUCUGGGGUUUGACCUUUCUUACUCAUUUUGUUCCAGUCUAUAGAGUGGUUUUGAACAAACUAAAGCUUCUGUAUCCAUGAUCCCUGCUCAAUCUGUAUCAUACAAUGUAGUAGUAAUUAGAUUCCCUACUUGAUACUUAUUCUCAACUGGUUGAUUCAUUUUUUCCAGUGUUGCUUAUGUUCCAGAACCUAGACUUGUUUC
This is a messenger RNA of Sesamum indicum (sesame), 901 nucleotides long. RefSeq names its product AP-1 complex subunit sigma-1. Gene Ontology annotation, cellular component: membrane coat; AP-1 adaptor complex. Lineage: Eukaryota; Viridiplantae; Streptophyta; Magnoliopsida; Lamiales; Pedaliaceae. Gene Ontology annotation, molecular function: clathrin-cargo adaptor activity. Gene Ontology annotation, biological process: vesicle-mediated transport; intracellular protein transport. The record is from RefSeq and is a predicted model, not a curated record.